Molecule: messenger RNA, 2957 nt
Organism: Mizuhopecten yessoensis (Yesso scallop)
Lineage: Eukaryota; Metazoa; Mollusca; Bivalvia; Pectinida; Pectinidae
Exons: 14
Coding region: 155-1972 (605 amino acids)
Source: RefSeq, a predicted model, not a curated record
GCCGAAACUCACAUUAAGGCUUCACUAUCCAUCAGCGGCAGAAUAGGAAAUAUUUAUAUAUAGUAGCUAUUGUAUUGUACAUGUUAAGAAGUUGUUUGGUGUAGUUAAUAGCCAAGGGCAUUACAAAACGUAUCGGGCACCCUUUGGUUCCGAUAUGGGGCGUUGGACAUUGCUUUUUGCGGCAGCAGUUGUAUUCACCAGUGUGACCAGUGGGCAAAAUACGGCCGGUCAAAACACACGGAUGGUCACUGGAGAUGUAAACCAGUUCUGGCGAUUUGUACUUGACUCGAUGAGGAACCGGGGUCAAAGUUCCGGUCGAACCAGCUUCAGUGUCGUAUACGACCCGUCCGGUAGACGGACAGUCACAACGUCCAGCUCCUCCAGUGAUACCGGAAGUGGUUCUGGUAUCCCUGGCAACAUUGGAUUCGGUACUGGUUUCCCCAGAAACACUGGAAGCAGUGCUGGUUUCCCUAGAAACACUGGAAGCAGUACUGGUUUCCCCAGAAACACUGGAAGCAGUGCUGGUUUCCCUAGAGACACUGGAAGUGGAUCGGGUUUCCCUGGUUCCAGCGCCAGUACGGGCAGUUCAACAAACACAGAAAACCCACCCCCACCACCUCCAGCGCCCGCGUUCCCAAAACCCGCUAUGCCAAAAUCGAAUCCGAUCGUGAAAAGACCAACCAUCCCAAUGGAUAGUAUAAUUGAGAAUACUUGUACUAAUGAGUAUAAGGCGUUGGAGGGACACACACUAUGUAUGAGGGAUGAUUCUCGUGUAAGGGUCAGUGGGGUGUCGGAGGCUGACAAGAAAAUGAUAACCGAUCUACACAAUGAUUACCGGUCUAAAGUUGAACCUCCUGCCACUGAUCUCGUCACUCUGAAAUGGGACGAACGCCUGGCAUCUGUGGCACAGAAAUGGGCAAACCAAUGUAAAGCUGGUCACGACAAAAUGAGGAAAAUACCAUCGAUCGGGAUGUCGGUUGGACAAAACGUGGCGGGGGGAUACAACACGUGGGAGGAGUCGGUAUUCCACUGGUAUGACGAAAUCCGCAUGUGGAAGUACGGUGUAGAUCCCGAUUCCUAUCUCGGCCACCUUGGCUGGAAAAAGAUCGGUCACUUUACCCAGAUGGUCCAGAACGCCACUUUCCUGGUCGGCUGUGGGUACGCUGAGUGUCGCCGGAGCCGUUAUACCCGCUACUAUGUCUGUGAUUACGCGGCUGGCCAAUCAAACCUAGCCUAUCCAUACACUGCAGCUCGCCCCGGAAGUGGAGAAGGUCGUUGCUCGGUGUGCCCAAACACGUGUAACAAAGGCCAGUGUGAUUGUAAAGGACUUGUGUGUUUGAAUGGCGGAAAACUAGAUCCUAAUUCGUGCACAUGUACAUGCACGAAACUGUACGAAGGGAAAACAUGUGAACAAUUGGUAUGCCCGGCCAAAGACAAGUGGAUUUGUCGCCGAGACUGGCCAGAGAGCUACUGUGACGCAUAUACCAAUGUUCCCGAGGAGUGCCCACACAUGUGCGGCAUCUGCAAAUCGGUGACCGGAAGUACGUCAAGCAGUCCGGAAGUGACCUACGUGUCGUCAUCUGGAUGCCAAUAUCAGGGCGUGCGAUCCACUCUAGAUGAAUGUAAGGCCUAUGGCAGAGGCGGAGAUGACAUCCACGCAUGUGCAACCAAGGGUGGGAAUAUCACGUGUACCGACUGCGAUAAGUACUACAACGUCAAGCGUGACAUGUGCCCGGUCAUGUGUGGCCUUUGUGAUCCUCAGUGUAACGGGAAGGAAUGUAGAAAUGGCGGAACACUCGACACGGUGACCUGUUCAUGCAGUUGUCAGCCUCCGUAUGAAGGAGACAUGUGUGAAACAGUGGACUGUGCUAUUCCAGACAUGCCUCACUGUCCCUACUGGAGCGUGGGACACUGUCGACAGUACAGAAACGUACCCUCAGACUGUCGCCAUAUGUGUGAGCUUUGUCGCUAGCAUGCACCUUAGGUGACAACACAGACGAAAUCCUGUACAGAACUGACUCGGAGUCACAGCUUUACCAGCUAACACUUAUAAGGUCAUAUCACGUGAUCACUCUUUAACUUACUGGCUGACCUGUUCAAUACGACACUUGGCACGCCUGUGAUAAACUAACAAGUAACAUUUGACAUAGGGAAGCUUUAGCAAAGAAUUAUACUUGGUCAUUCCUACAAAGCGUCAAAGUCUGUGAUAGUAUUCCGACAAAGACACAAGCAACUGUCACAAUAUUGUAUGUCAUAAAAUGACAGAAAAAAAUCAAAAGCACAUUUCCUCGUUGGUUCAGUCAUGUUGUUAAAAAUAUAGACAUAUCCCAAUGAUAGUUCCAAUUUGUUACAUAACUUAAAUAAAUUAUUCUUAUAUAACAGGAAACGCACCGAUCGGAUGACGAUAGCUUCAACUCAUGACUCGCACCUCACAAACAUAACGACCUACUAUAUAUUCACCGUCCUGUAUAUCAAGUGAGAUAUUGUUUCGUUAAAACGUUAGUUUAAAAGUUUGACGAUAUGUCGCAAACUGAAACUAGUCGACUUAGAAGAAGUCUUAUGUUCAUGUAUAAAUGUAAAUAUGAUAUUAGGCACUUGUAUUUAAAAUUCUGUGCUCAUCUACGUUAUCCAGAAAAAAAGCACAUCGGUUUUAUCUUAAGAAGUGAAGACCCAUGUUGCUGGAAACCCUCGUAAACACGGACCAAGAAAAUUCGAAAGACGAUUUCGUAUUCAGAAAACGCCUUUGUAGAUUGAAAUGUUUGGAACUGGAUUUACUGUUCACAGAAGUGCGUUUAACUGGAUUAAACUUUGAUAGAGAGAGUAAUGAAAUAGCACACGCCAACAGUACUCAUGAGUAACUAGAAACUAUUUUAGUUACCCUUAGUACUGAAAAAGGCUGAUGAGUUUAAACAUGUAUAUAUCAUGUAUCCAUAACAAUAAAUUAUUAUACUGCCAAA